Messenger RNA from Ilex paraguariensis (yerba mate), 255 nucleotides. The record is from the annotation of a GenBank genome assembly. Lineage: Eukaryota; Viridiplantae; Streptophyta; Magnoliopsida; Aquifoliales; Aquifoliaceae.
AUGGCUCAACAUCUCACUCACUGGCUUCAAUGCGUGGCCGAGGAUUGCGCAAUAUGUCGUCGUGAAGCAGACCCAACCAGAGAAGGAAUCAAAAAAGAAAUCAUGCAGCUACUAGGCAAGGAGCAAGCAACGUCGAACGGAAUAAUGGAUUUUUUAACCCCCGAAGGUGCAGCCGUUAUACUGGGAUAUUAUGUGGAAUAUUACUUCGAAGUGUUUUUGGCUUAUAACGAGUUGCGGAAGGAUCGUGGAUUGAAG